CUAGCUGACUCAGCAGAGCGCAGGGACACACACGCAAAGGAGAGAAUGGAAGGACGAGGACAUUUCGGUCAUCAUCAGGAGGAUCCGUUGGGCCAGACUCACGCCAGGCAACAACAACUUGCCGGGCCUUUCGCCAUGCCUUCCCCUCUCCACGAGCCCAUGACUCCCAUGUCCAGACUGAUGCAGCAGCAGCAACCACAGACGCCACAGGCGCAGACCCCUGCCUCCAACCAGCCAGCCUCUGCCAUUCUGAGUGCUCUGAUGCCUCCUCCGUCCGCCCCUCCCUCUUCCCACCCAGUCCAGAACCUCUCCUCCCCAGCCCCGUCUCCCUCCCCCUCACAGUUCUCUCCCAUGUCCCCCUCCACUGUACCCCGUACCCCACACUCCGCUCUUACUCCAGAGAGCAUUGGCAUCAUCCCUCAACUCCAGAAUAUUGUGUCCACUGUCAAUCUUGGGUGCAAACUGGACCUCAAGAAAAUAGCUCUCCACGCCAGGAAUGCCGAGUACAAUCCCAAGAGAUUUGCGGCAGUGAUAAUGAGGAUCAGAGAGCCCAGGACUACGGCACUGGUCUUCAGCUCUGGGAAGAUGGUGUGCACUGGAGCCAAGAGUGAGGAGUUGUCCAGACUUGCAGCAAGGAAGUAUGCUCGAAUCAUUCAGAAACUUGGUUUUCCUGCAAGGUUCAUGGAGUUCAAGAUCCAGAACAUGGUGGGAAGCUGUGACGUAAAGUUCCCCAUCAGACUAGAGGGCCUUGUCAUUAACCAACCUCAGUUCUCCAGCUAUGAACCAGAGCUGUUCCCUGGUCUCAUAUAUCGCAUGGUGAAGCCAAGGAUUGUACUGCUGAUAUUUGUCUCUGGGAAGGUUGUACUGACAGGGGCCAAGGAGAGAGGAGAAAUCAUGGAGGCCUUUACCAACAUUUACCCCAUCCUCAAGAAUUUCAAGAAGACGUGAACACACUGACUUUCAGCACUGCCAAAUAACCACCUCUUUGAGACUAGUCAUGGCGAUGCACCAAUAAUGUUCUCUGUGUUGUUUGCACCGUUUGAACACUGCAUCAGUGCAGCAUGCGCACUGCUAGAUAUAAAUCCCCCUCGCGCGAGUUCCGUGCAGGAAAAGCUGGACUUACACAACAACAGCAUGUCGUGUGGAGGCGAGCCUGAAGUAAAGCGGCACAGGAGGGAUGGGAGUAGCGGCGGCGUGGUAGUGGUUCUAGGCGGCCAGUGGGGAGACGAAGGGAAAGGAAAGCUCGUGGAUAUUCUCGCGCAGGACGCGGACGUCGUUUGCCGCUGUCAGGGCGGCAAUAAUGCAGGGCACACGGUCAAGGUAGAAGGUGUUACCUAUGAUUUCCACCUACUGCCGAGUGGGAUUAUCAACAAGAAAUGUGUGUCAGUCAUUGGGAAUGGAGUGGUAGUGAGUCUGUCUGGGCUCCUGUCGGAGGUGGAGAAGAACAGAGAGAAGGGGCCUGGACUGGAGGGCUGGGAGCAGCGUCUCCUUAUCUCCAACAGAGCACACAUUGGUACCCACACCUGUCAGUUGCCACUCCUGCCACACGUCUUUCCUCCUCUCACUCCAGUGUUUGACUUCCACAAACUGAUUGACGAGCAGCUGGAGCAGGAGAGGAACAAGAGACUCGGGACCACCAAGAAGGGCAUUGGUCCUGCCUAUGCUGCAAAGAUGGGUCGUGUUGGACUGAGGGUUGAAGACCUCCUGGGAGACUGGGGUGUAUUCUCAGACAAAGUGCGGCUGAUGGUAAAAGGAUACAUGGCAAGGUUUCCUGACCUGGUGCUUGACGUUGAGGAUGAGCUCGCCAAGUGCAAGGAGUAUAUCAGUAUUGUUAGGCCGAUGGUGCGAGACACGGUGUUCUAUCUCCACAAAGCCAUUCAGGAACAUAAGAACAUUAUUGUGGAGGGAGCCAAUGCCACAAUGCUUGACAUUGACUUUGGGACCUACCCAUUUGUGACUUCGUCCAACUGUACAGUGGGCGGGGUCUGCACGGGGUUGGGGAUUCCCCCGCGUGAUCUCACCGAGGUGUACGGAGUAAUGAAGGCUUACUCCACUCGAGUUGGUAGUGGAGUAAUGCCCACAGAGCUCCUUGGAGAGGACGAGGAGUUGGGCAAGAGACUAAGAGAGAAGGGAGGGGAGUACGGAGUGACCACUGGGAGACCGCGCCGGUGCGGUUGGUUUGACGCCGUGGUGGGUCGCUACUCCACCAUUAUCAAUGGCUACACCAGCAUCUGCCUGACAAAACUGGACAUUCUUGAUGACUUUGAUGAGGUAAAGGUAGGUGUGGCUUACACCAUUGAUGGAUCACCAGUUGAAGGAAUGCCAGCGGAGCACGAACUGAAGCGAGUGGUGGUGCAGUAUGAAGUUCUGCCGGGCUGGAAGAGCAACACAGCUGGUCUCACCUCCUUCUCUGCCCUCCCUCCAAACGCCCAGGCCUACGUGCACAUGAUUUCUCAACUGGUUCAGGUCCCCAUUCAGUGGGUAGGAACAGGUCCAGGAAGAGAAGACAUCAUUGUCACAUAGACUCUGACUUUUCUUUAUUACACUCUCUCUUACUUUCUGGAGACAUGUAUAUUGUAAUGCAUUAGGUUGUGAUAUAGACUGAAUUGAAAGUCACAGCAGAAGAAGGGAGGAGGGUCUGGCUUGGCUAGUAGCCAGAGACGAACGUGACGAAACUCCGGAGCUGCGGCGGCAGAUAGACUAGUACUGUGUACAUAGUCAUCAGCAGCAGGAGAAACAUGACCACAUCUGGGUGCCAUUGGCUCAGGAAAUUCUGACACCCAGAGUGACUAGCUAACUAGACAUAGAGACUUGAGGAUACAGAGAACUCUCUUUUCUGAAGGCUCCAGCAUCGUCAGUGACGUCGCAGCCUCGAACUGGUACUUCUUACGAGCCAACCACGCAAGCAUCUUGCCUCCCUGCUGUCCUCCCUCUGCCUAGCACCCAGGUCACUAGCCUCGCCCUGCGAUCUCGAUCGCUCUCGAGACGCAGCCACGCCCCUCUACCUGUCUGUAAAGCCACGCCCAAUUUAAAGGUCAAAGUCCAACGGCUUGUUGGUCGUCUACACGUGUGUGUUUUCAGCCAAAUCCCUCAGACCCUGUCCAUUCCCCUUCCUGCAGUCGGUUACUAGCCAGAAAUGAGCUCCAUUGGAACUGGGUACGACCUGUCGGCAGCUCAGUUCUCUCCCGAUGGCCGUGUCUUCCAGAUCGAGUACGCCAACAAGGCCGUGGAGAACAGUGGGACAGCGGUUGCAAUUAGGGGGAAGGACGGAGUUGUGUUUGCAGUCGAAAAACUUGUGACUUCAAAACUCCACGAACGUUCAGUCAACCAGCGAAUAUCUACCAUUGACCGUCAUGUGGGUGUGGCCAUCACGGGACUGUUCUCGGAUGCUAGAACGGUAAUUGAGGAGACGCGCCAAGAAGCUAGCAAGUACCGUUCUCACUACUGUCAGCCAAUUCCACUCAAGGUGUUGGUUGACCGGAUGUCUUCGUACAUGCAUGUCUGCACCCUGUACAGUGGGAUCAGACCUUUCGGUUGUUCCCUGAUAUUUGGCUCCUACUCUUCCUCCACUGGACCUCAGCUCUUUAUGACUGACCCUUCUGGGGUGUCCUGGGGCUACAAGGCAUGUGCAGUAGGGAAGGCCAAACAAGCAGCCAAAACUGAGCUUGAGAAACUAAAGAUGUCAGACAUGACACUGGCUGAACUGGUGAAGGAGGCCACCAGAAUAAUCUAUGCUGUACAUGACGAAGUCAAGGACAAGGAUUUUGAACUAGAGCUGAGCUGGGUUGGCGAAGCUACUGAAGGGUUGCAUCAACUGGUGCCUGAAGACGUGAAGGCUAGUGCAGUGGACUAUGCCAAGGACUCCCUGAAAGAGAGCGAUUCAGAGGAAGAGUUGGAGCAAGAAGAGGCCACCUGACACUUCUCCCAUCUCUCAUAAUAGACUCUUUAAAUAGUGCUGUAAUCAUUGGUGUGUUGUAUGAUCAUGUGUUAGUUUGACUGAACGUGGAACUGAGAAGACUGCUAAUAGUUGCAAACAGACCAGCUGUUCUCCCCUCCUCUCCCUCUCUCCCCAUGGGUGUCUGCCUCUCUGCUGUCUCCCAGUGACACAAAGUCCAAAAUACCCACUCUGGUAUUCGAGUCUCCCUCUCUCCUUCCCUGUCCUCACCUCCACACUCGCCCACUCCUCCCCCUCCUCUUCCUCCUCCCCCUCAUCACUGUCUUCCGGGGGCAGGUCAGCUGCUGCAGUACAGAGCGAAGGAGGUUCGUUCUCAGGAUCUCCUGCCAGAGCUCCACUGUCUCCUCUGUACAUGGCCAGGUCAGGCUGGCAGGAGAAGGCUCCUUGUUUACCGUCCCAGCUCAGAGUGAGUGACAAGAGCCAGGAU
Geodia barretti is the source of this 4382-nucleotide messenger RNA. The record is from the annotation of a GenBank genome assembly. Lineage: Eukaryota; Metazoa; Porifera; Demospongiae; Tetractinellida; Geodiidae.